Molecule: messenger RNA, 543 nt
Organism: Rangifer tarandus platyrhynchus (Svalbard reindeer)
Lineage: Eukaryota; Metazoa; Chordata; Mammalia; Artiodactyla; Cervidae
Source: the annotation of a GenBank genome assembly
AUGAGCGCUGUGCUGCUGGCCGCCCUGCUGGCUGUGGCAUCGGCACCCAGCACCCGGGCCAUGUGGCUAGGGAGGCUGGACCCUCAGCAGCUCAUGGGGUCCUGGUAUGUCCUCGCCGUGGCCUCGGGGGAGAAGGACUUCGCGCUGGAGAAGGCCACAAAGAGCGUCGAGGGGGUUGAGGUGAUGCUGACGUCCCAGAACACCCUGAAGAUGCGGGCUUCCCGGCACAGGAUGGAGAGAUGCCACCUGCAGGGUGUGGAGCUGCAGAGACAAAAUUCCAGAUGGGUCUUCGGGAAUCCCUCCCUGGGCGUGCUGGAGUACCGGGUGCUGGGCACCAACUUCAGGGACUACGCUAUAGUGUUCACACAGCUGGAGGCCCAGGAGGAGGCCUUCAGCACGGUGGAGCUGUACAGCCGGACGGCCCUAGCCAGUCAGGAGGCUCUGGGCCGCUUUGCCAAGUGGAGCCGGAGCCUGGGCUUCCUGCCGCAGCAGCAGGCCGAACUCCAGAGGGACUUCACCUGCGCACACAAGGUCUUCCCGUGA